AUGAACCAAGGAAAUAAUUCUAGGGUGGCUGAGUUUGUGUUGCUGGGGCUUUCCAGUUCCUGGGAGCUCCAGUAUUUCUUCUUCAUGCUGUUUAAUUUCUUGUAUAUCAUCAUUGUGCUGGGCAACCUCCUCAUUGUACUCACAGUGAUCUCUGAACCUGCCCUGCAUACACCCAUGUACAUAAUGCUCAAUAAUCUUUCCAUUCUUGAUGUCUUUCUGGCCACUUAUGCAACCCCCAAGAUGAUUCACGAUUUCCUUCAUGAACCCAAGACCAUCUCCUUCGAGGGCUGCAUGGCCCAGAUAUUCUUACUCCAUGUCUUUGCUGGUGGUGAGAUGGUGCUCCUUGUAGCUAUGGCAUAUGACAGAUAUGUAGCCAUAUGCAAGCCUCUCCAUUAUGCAACCAUCAUGAACUUGUGCAAAUGUAGAGGUCUGAUAGUAGGCUCUUGGGUGAUUGGGGUCAUGCACUCGUUGAGCCAAUUAGCUUUCACUGUAAACCUGCCCUUCUGUGGUCCAAAUGUUGUGAACAGUUAUUACUGUGACCUUACUUUGGUCAUCAAACUUGCCUGUACAGAUACGUAUAUCCCUGAAAUCCUGGUGCUCACAAAUAGUGGCCUGUUGUCACUUAUCUGUUUUCUCCUUUUGCUCAUUUCUUACACUAUCAUCCUGGCUACUGUUCAUCGCCAAGCCUCUGGUGGGACAUCCAAGGCACUUUCCACUCUGUCUGCCCACAUUACUGUUGUAGUCCUGUUCUUUGGCCCAUUAAUCUUUAUCUAUAUUUGGCCCUUUGAAAGUUUCACAAUUGAUAAGUUUAUCUCUGUGUUUUUUACUGUAUUCACUCCUCUUCUCAACCCUAUGAUUUACACCCUAAGGAAUAAAGAUGUAAAGGAAGCCAUGAAGAGACUAAGGAACCAACAUGUGGCUUCCAAGGAAGCCUUUUAG
Messenger RNA from Rangifer tarandus platyrhynchus (Svalbard reindeer), 939 nucleotides. The record is from the annotation of a GenBank genome assembly. Lineage: Eukaryota; Metazoa; Chordata; Mammalia; Artiodactyla; Cervidae.